Aspergillus nidulans FGSC A4 is the source of this 1287-nucleotide messenger RNA. Its product is annotated as putative cysteine synthase cysF. The transcript is spliced from 5 exons. Bases 1 to 1287 code for a protein of 428 amino acids. Gene Ontology annotation, biological process: L-cysteine biosynthetic process. The record is from RefSeq and is a predicted model, not a curated record. Gene Ontology annotation, molecular function: cysteine synthase activity. Gene Ontology annotation, cellular component: mitochondrial outer membrane. Lineage: Eukaryota; Fungi; Ascomycota; Eurotiomycetes; Eurotiales; Aspergillaceae.
AUGCCAGAUCAUUCGCAUAUCUACAUUGGCUCUGCCUUCGUGGCAGGAGUUGUCCUGACUAUAGCUUUCAAGGACCUAUUCUACCCCGAGAUCGAGGAACGCAUCAGAGAUUAUCGCGCUCGGCAUUCCUCAAAAUCAUACCAGAACGCCUCAGUGGAUUCGUUAGCUGUGAGGCAUGGGCCUCCAGCUAUUGUAGAUGGGAUCGAGGGCUGUAUUGGGAAUACCCCUCUACUUCGAAUCAAAUCCCUGUCCGAAGCGACCGGGUGCGAAAUCCUAGCGAAGGCUGAAUUUCUGAACGGCGCCGGUCAGAGCUCAAAGGAUCGAGUAGCUCUGAGCAUGAUCGAAUUGGCUGAGGAGAGGGGAUUGAUGACUCCGCAUUCAGGAGAUACGAUCUACGAAGGAACAUCUGGGUCGACAGGAAUCUCAUUGGCCACGCUAGCUAGGGCAAAGGGCUAUCUUGCUCAUAUUUGUAUGCCAUCAGACCAGGCUAUCGAAAAGUCGAACUUACUCCUCAAACUAGGCGCAAUAGUUGACCGCGUGCCUCCAGCACCUAUAGUUGAGAAGGACAACUUCGUUAACCGGGCAAGAGCACUUGCGCAAGCACAUACCAAUUCGACAGCGUCAGAAUCAUCAGUUGGUACAGCCUCCCAAAGGGGAAGGGGUUACUUUGCGGACCAAUUCGAGAACGAGGCGAACUGGCGAGCCCACUACAAUGGCACCGGCCCGGAGAUCUACGCCCAGUGCAAUGGGUCCCUUGACGCCUUUGUUGCAGGGGCCGGGACCGGAGGCACAAUCUCUGGCGUGGCUCUAUAUCUCAAGCCGAGGAUCCCCAACAUGACUGUGGUAGUAGCCGAUCCCCAAGGUAGUGGGCUCUAUAAUCGGGUUCGUUACGGAGUUAUGUUCGACACUAAGGAGAAGGAAGGGACACGUCGUCGGAGGCAGGUUGAUACUAUCGUGGAAGGCAUUGGGAUCAACCGCGUUACCGCAAAUUUCGAGGCGGGACGGGAACUUGUUGACGACGCUGUUAGGGUUACGGACGCGCAGGCACUGGCAAUGGCUAGAUGGCUUGUUGAAAAGGACGGCAUCUUUGCGGGGAGUAGCAGUGCUGUCAACUGUUUCGCCGCCGUCAAAACUGCUUUGAAACUGGGGCCCGGCCACAGAAUCGUCACAAUGCUGUCUGAUUCAGGCUCAAGACAUCUCUCAAGGUUCUGGGCAAAAGCUGGGAAUGUGGGCGGCGCUGUGGACACAAAGUUGGAGGACGUCCUGAAUGCGAAAGAAGACCAAUAG